Molecule: messenger RNA, 508 nt
Organism: Cydia amplana
Lineage: Eukaryota; Metazoa; Arthropoda; Insecta; Lepidoptera; Tortricidae
Exons: 4
Coding region: 14-493 (159 amino acids)
Source: RefSeq, a predicted model, not a curated record
GCGCGCCAGUGUCAUGAUCCUCGCAAAGGGCCUGCUAUACGUGCUAUUCGCUUUUGCCGUUUUCGCAAAAAAGGAGCGCCACAAGAAACCCUUGGCAGCCAAGAAGGGCACCAAGCUAAUACCGGCCACGGUGAAGGGCCUGCAAUGCUACAACUGCCUGUCCUACGACCACAGGGGCUGCUGGGACCCCGACCAUCCGGAUAAUGCCAACGUUACGGUGCCUAACAUCGAUUGCUACAUACCGGGCAUGGCGUUUCUAUGCCUGGUUAUCACUGCAGAAUCUGCGAAACUAGUGGAAACUGGCGCAGAAAUCGGCCCGAUCCGGGCCCGAACCUGCGUCCCCGCGAAAGACUUCAGCAAGAACUCGGUCUCGCACGCAAUGUGCAACAAACUGGGGAAGGAGCUUUCGGCCUCGGAGAUAUUUUCAAGGAUCGCGGUCACUAGGCCUCGCUGUUCGUUGUGUAACAAACAUCUUUGUGCCUCUAUUUGCUAGGCUAUCAUGAAAAAA